Messenger RNA from Macrosiphum euphorbiae (potato aphid), 1542 nucleotides. The record is from the annotation of a GenBank genome assembly. Lineage: Eukaryota; Metazoa; Arthropoda; Insecta; Hemiptera; Aphididae.
AUGAUUUCGUGCCUCACCAAUUGGCUGUUUGACUACAUCUUUCUGAGUUUGAUUAUUGUCUGUACGUUCCUUUACUAUUAUACGACAUCGACGUACGACACAUGGAGGAAAUUAAAUGUGCCGUUUGCAAAGCCGGUGCCCUUUUUCGGGAAUAUAUUCAAAAUGUUUACGGGCUUAGAGCGCCAAGUGGACGCUUUCGGACGGAUUUAUCAACAGUUUCCCGAUGAGAAAUUUUGCGGUUUCUAUCAAAUGAGCACUCCGUUUUUGAUGCUCCGCGAUCCGGAGCUGAUCAACACGGUGAUCAUCAAAGACUUUUCAUAUUUCACCGACCACGGUAUUGACAUGAACCCUUCGGUGAACGUAAUGGCGAGAAGCUUGUUCUUUGCGACCGGACAAAAAUGGAAAACGAUGAGACAAAAACUGAGUCCGGGAUUCACGUCCGGUAAGCUCAAAGGUACUCACGAACAGAUCCGGGAGUGCAGCGAUCAGCUGACAAACUGUAUUUACGAGAAAUCCCAGGAAACCGACGCCAUUGAAGUGUACGAACUCGUUGGCAAUACAGCCACCGACGUGAUUGGAACGUGCGCUUUCGGUAUGAAAUUGGACACAAUUAAUAACGAUAAUUCAAGCUUUAGACAAAACGUAAAAAAAGUGUUCAAACCCAGCGGUAAAGUGAUUUUCGCUCAAAUACUUGGAGUGCUAUUUCCGAAAAUCAUAAAGCUCUUAAAACUUCAAACUUCUCCGGUGGACGUAGAUGCCGUUGAUUUUUUUCAUUCAGUUUUCAGCGAAGUAAUCGAGUAUAGGACCAAAAAUGACGUGGUUAGAAACGAUCUAACACAAACCUUAAUGAAAGCGAGACAGGAUUUGGUAGUAAGCAGUGACUAUAAGGGAGAAGAAAAGUAUUGUGAUUUGGAUAUAAUCGCAAAUGCAAUGUUGUUGUUUACGGCCGGUUCCGAGACUGUAACUGCCACAGCAUCUUUCUGUUUUUACGAAUUGGCAUUGAACAAAGUUAUCCAAGACAGGUUACGUGCCGAGAUAAUCUCGUCGAAAAUAAAACACGGUGGACAGCUCAACAAUGAAUUUUUGGAAGAUCUUCAUUACGCCGAUAUGGUUUUAGACGAAACUCAUCGUAAGUACACCAUAAUUACCGCCCUGUUGAGAGGAGCUACACAAAAUUAUAAAGUACCCGGGGAGUCAUUAUUGAUUGAAAAGGGACAAAAAAUCUUAAUACCAAUUUAUAGUAUACAUCACGAUCCAAAGUAUUAUCCAAAUCCCGAAACUUUCGACCCAGAAAGAUUUACUGCGGAAGAAAAAUCUAAGCGACCAAAUGGAACAUUUUUACCGUUUGGCGAUGGACCUCGCCAUUGCAUAGGAAAACGUUUUGCUGAAUUGGAAUUGAAAUUAAUUCUAUCAAAAAUAUUAACUAAAUUUGACAUUUCACCUUGUGAAAAAACAGAAAUACCUCUCCAGAUGAAUAAAGAACGUGGAAUAACUGCACCAAAAAAUGGAAUUUGGUUAAAUUUUAGGCCAAUCGUGGAUUAG